UUCAAUCACUUUUUUUUCUCUCUUUCCUUCUCACAACGGCGCUCUUUAAGCUCCGGUGCGCGAUACAGAGCGGCCAUUCAUUGAAGGGCAAACCAAACGAGGGGGCAGGGGACAGGGCGAGCGUCACACUGGUGGACAGGGGAACGCACGAACUCCCGUGUUGAACGGGCGACCUCCUAAACUCUGCAUUGGCGACAUCGGUGGAAGUGAAUGGGAAGUGCAAAGGACAGGAUUUGGGUACAUUCGAUUACGCACGAGUAGGCUAUGGGUUUACGCGUGGCAUAUAGGAAUAAUUCCAUAUAAAGGAGCGAGUCCGGAGCACAUCUCUCAGCUGUAGCUUAAAGUUUUGCAUUCUCUGAACAAAUUUACCAAAUUUUCCUGCAAGGAUAUUUUUUGUUGCCAAUCGAUAAUAGCCUAUACAUUAAAAUGUCUGGAGAGGAGCACAGUCUAUCCGAGGCAGAGUUGAGUCCCGGGGGCUCAGAUGAUGGUCACUCUCUGUCACCGGCACACUCCGGGGCCACCGGCGGCCGGGACUCCCCGCUCAUCGGUCCGUCGCAGCAACUGACUGGGCUUUCUGGCGCAGAUGGCGGCGGAGAGGACGGUGGACUAGUACCCAAGUCAGAGGUGGAUAUGGACCGGUUCCCCAUCGGCAUCCGCGAGGCGGUCAGCCAGGUGCUGGACGGAUACGACUGGACGCUCGUGCCCAUGCCCGUGCGCGUAAACAACGGGAACAAGAGCAAGCCGCACGUGAAGAGGCCGAUGAACGCCUUCAUGGUGUGGGCGCAGGCCGCGCGCCGUAAACUGGCGGACCAGUACCCUCACCUGCACAACGCGGAGCUCAGCAAGACACUCGGCAAACUUUGGAGGCUCCUGAAUGAGAGUGACAAGAGGCCUUUCAUUGAGGAGGCGGAGCGACUGCGGAAACAACAUAAGAAGGACUACCCAGAGUACAAGUACCAGCCCCGCAGACGCAAGAACGGCAAGCUGGGGACCAAUGGUGAGGGAGGGGAGGGAGCAGAGGGGGAGGGCAGCCACGCCCAGUCCCAUUACAAGGCCCUCCACCUGGAUGUGCACAGUACAGGGGCUGGGUCCCCCAUGGCCGACCUCCACCACCAUCAUCACCACCCCCUGCAGGUGAAAGGAAACAGAACUACCAUUCCAAAUGGUUCACUUCUAUUGCUUUUCCUUCCAGGUCAGGGUCACAGCCCGCCAACACCCCCCACCACCCCAAAGACAGAGCUCCAGUCUGGAAAGAUGACGGAGGGGAAGAGGGAGGGCGGAGGUGGCUCAGGGUCCUCCCGUGGAGGAGGCCUGGGGGUAGGAGCAGAGGGGGCCUCCGGGGGCCAUUCAUCAGCGGGCGGGAAACCCCACAUCGACUUCUGCACCAUGGACAUCGGCGAGAUCAGCCACGACGUGAUGGCCAACAUCGAGCCCUUCGACGUCAACGAGUUUGACCAGUACCUGCCGCCCAACGGGCACCCGGGGGUCGGCCAGGGCGGCGCUGCCACAUCAAGCUCCUCCGCUACAUCCUACGCCUACGCCCUCGCCGCCGCCAGCGGUCACUCAGCCGCCUGGCUCUCCAAGCAGCAUCAGCAUCAACAGCCCUCCCCCUCUGCCUCAGACGCCACCAAGGCCCAGAUCAAGAGUGAGUCCGGGGCCGGGAGCCACUACGCAGAGACUUCCUCCUCUUCGUCAGGAACCCACGUCACCUACACCCCCCUCAGCCUCCCCCACUACGGAUCAGCCUUCCCCUCGCUGCCCUCCAGGGCCCAGUUUGAGUACGGGGAGCACCAGGCUCCGGGGCCGUACUACGCCCACUCCAGCCAGGCCCCGGGGCUGUACUCAGCCUUCUCCUACAUGGGGCCCAGCCAGAGGCCCCUCUACACUACCAUCACUGACCCCUCCAGCGUGGCCCAGUCUCACAGUCCUACACAUUGGGAGCAGCCUGUCUAUACCACCCUGUCACGGCCAUGAGAGACUGAGAUGCAUGGGAUUGGAUGUGUGUGUGUGUGUGUGUGUCUCUACACCACCUUCUCACGACCCUGAGAAAGGGAUAAAGAAAGACAAAGAUUGGAAGAGUGGCUACUGAAUAAAUGUG
This is a messenger RNA of Oncorhynchus nerka (sockeye salmon), 2098 nucleotides long. RefSeq names its product transcription factor SOX-10-like. The transcript is spliced from 4 exons. Gene Ontology annotation, biological process: peripheral nervous system development; negative regulation of transcription by RNA polymerase II; morphogenesis of an epithelium. Gene Ontology annotation, cellular component: nucleus. NCBI's taxonomy places the organism in Eukaryota, Metazoa, Chordata, Actinopteri, Salmoniformes, Salmonidae. The coding region runs from base 427 to 1974 and encodes 515 amino acids. Gene Ontology annotation, molecular function: DNA-binding transcription factor activity, RNA polymerase II-specific; RNA polymerase II cis-regulatory region sequence-specific DNA binding. The record is from RefSeq and is a predicted model, not a curated record.